AUGGCUGGGCGGCCUUGUGGAAGAAGGGAGUUCCGGCAGCUCUUGCGUUCGUUGAGGGAAGAUGGAGAGGAUGACUCGGCUGAUGAACCCCACACGAUAGAGCGUGCCCGGGAGGCAAAGGUCGCUCGUUCUAGCAGCACAGACCAGCUGUCAGAUGCCAAAGGUGAGGCAGUCGGCCCAAUGUCAUGGAUGCAGCUUCCCAGGUUUGCUCUGGGUUCAAACUUGCAGCAGCGGCUGGUAGAAACUGCUAUGGCCUGCAGAAGGGCUGCAGAAGAUGUUUGCAGCAGCACAAAGGCUAUGGUCAACCGGUUCUUGAAGCAGAAACGUGCUGUUUUGAAUGAGCUGGGUGAGGCGGAGAUGCUGGAGUGCUCACGCUAUCAGGUCCACAACGGCCUACAGCAAGCAGCGUGUUUCGUGGUGCUUCUCACAGGCUGGUUGAUUGGUGCAGUGCUUCUGAGGAUUGCGUCAAUGGGCAGAAAUUAUGACUCUCCGUACCAGGCGCUGCUUCUAUGCGUCACGCGCAAGUACGACGAAACACCGUCAAAGAUUUCGGUUGCUUUUCAGGACAAGGACAAAGGCUCGAAUGUGCAAAAGGAGUUCAACUCUACUGCCAAGGUCAUGCAAUCACGGCUUCAGAUAUCACUGCUGGUGAAGCACCGACAGUCUGGCGAGUAUUGCUUCAUGGAGUUUAUGUUGCCUUCAUGGCUGAAAGCUCUUGACCGCACAACUGCUGAGACUACCAAACAAGUCCAGCAAGCUCAUUUGGGCUUGGUGCCAAGCCUGACUGAGUCGAGCAGAGCCUUUGGCUUGUACAUUCAUCAAGUCUGCACAGACAAGUAUUCAGCGAAUAUAAAAGCAGAGAAGUCAAUGCAGAGUGAGAUGAGUCAUGGGUGCAUAUCUCACUACACGUGCGAUAUUCACAAGGCUGCCCUUAUACAAAGCAAAACCUUGAAGUUUGUCAGUGGGCACGUGAGCGCGCUGAUUUCGGGCGCGCUUGCGUUUGGCGAGAGCGGAUGUCUGCGCUUACUGAGGCAAUCCCUGGAAGCAGUGCUCGAAGACAAAGUGAGGGUUCUGUAUGGGACUCCCCCGCAAGAUGGGUAUACCGUGAGUUUCAGAAAUGCGGUGCUGGAUGCUUUUCUCCCAGUUCCGAAGGGCACUGUGCAGGACAUCAUGAAGUCCAAAGCCAAGAAGCGAGUUUUCAUGCAGCGAUGGAUCGUUUCGUUCUUUUGCAAUGAUGACAUCCAGGACACUACCCAUGUCACUUUUUGGACGCAUCACUGGCAAGUGGAGCGCCAACAUGUUUUGCGCCUGAUGCGCAAGUUUCUUGUGCCGGCUCUCCUGCCAGCAAAGCCACCUAUGUUCUUUCGUUCGAAGUGGACUGGCUUUCAGCAAUCCUACGAAUACUUUGGGUUGCUGGCAACGAAAGAAGUGCUGAUGAUGCGCCCCCGCUUCGAGAUGGACGUCAAGAGAGUGGGCCGGACGCCAGCGCGGAUCCUUCUUCAGAAGCUGCGUUUCAGGAUGGAAGAUGAAAAAGAAAUGGAUGUUGUCACUGGCAACAUUGACUGGAAAGAAUUCCACGUCAAGAUGAAGCAAAAGUUUCGGAUGUGGGUGAAGACGGACCCUGGCGCAGUCCUCCUCAUCAUGGCCAUGGUCAUGAAGCCGUUGCUGAAUUUGGUGCACCGUUUGCUUGCAAAGGGGUCGAAAGCUUGGGAGGACAAUGAAAAGUUCAAGCAAGCCACGCAACAAGGCAGGACAUAUGUUGUCCUUGAAGCGUGCAGAAUGACCGACUUGAAAACCUUCAGGCAGGAGCUCAACUCUGCUUUCGAAACAGAGAUCCUCGGCAUCUCACAAAAGAAGCACACGCUUCAGCAUCAGGUUCUGGCUGUGCGCAUGCUUUCCGCUGCUGCGUGCGCUUGCGAGUUUUACCUCCACAGUGCCUGGCGAGCCUAUCCUGUGCAAUUGUUUGCUGCUUUGGACGGAGACGACAAGCUGUUCAAUGCGAAGCCGUGCUUGUUGUGUCCUCUUGCAAAGCAAAUCCGGGAGAAGUUCCCGGAUUCUGCCGCCAUGGAAACAGAGGACUUCCAAGUGGUUUUGCGAGUUCUUGCGGCGCGAUUCUCUCUCGAUAUCUCAGAUUUAGAAAGCCGGCACGCUUCAACGCGGAGGAUCAGCGCUGUGAAAUCCGUGCAGGCAAAGAGGCCACAGCUGGCGUGUGUGAGCGCGGACUGGAUCUGCAGAUCCAACAGCAACGCUCGCCGCGAAGUCUUCAUGGAAGCAGAGCCAAAGAGGGGCCGCAAGUCGGGAACUGCUGAGCCAGAGGAGGACAAACCGAAGAAGCACAGGGCGAACCCAUGGCAUGGGUUUCUCAGCGACGAGUGCAAGGGCAAGAUCGCUUCAGCAGAUGUGGACAUGGCAAGUUUGGGUGAGCGGUUUCGAAAUUUGGACAAGGAGACACGGGCGCAGUAUGUGGAGAGAGCCAAGCUGGCGAAGCUUGCGUAUGAGCGGAACUUGCCCAAGCCAUAUGGACAGCCUGUGGAUCCGCAGGCCUAUUUUGCAAAAAGCCGCAGUUCCAGCAGUUUGGUACCUGCAGAGAUGGGUGGCCUUGCCGCUGAGUUCGACUCUGGCAUGAGUCUUGUGAAGUCCCAGCAAACUGAGCAUGAUGCGGCGCUGAAGAAGUGGCAGAGCGAGGUUGUCAAGACUUUGCGGGAACACAAGGAGGAUGAAACACAUCUUCAGCAAUGUUUGGCAGAUUGUCCUUGUAUGAUGUCUUCGUAUGGUCCGGCUCUGGUGGGCGUACAUGGUGGGCGCGUGCACGUGCCAGCAGAUGAUUUUGCAGAGGCGCCUGUAACAGUAGUUUCUGGGUUUCUUUCCUAA
Molecule: messenger RNA, 2871 nt
Organism: Symbiodinium natans
Lineage: Eukaryota; Dinophyceae; Suessiales; Symbiodiniaceae
Source: the annotation of a GenBank genome assembly